AUGGAAGUGGGUGUCGGGUCCACCUACAACGCAUUACCGACUCAGCCCGCGGAAUUCAAGAACCUCGGAGGUAGCGAAACACUGCAAAAUAUACUACCAUCCGUUAUGGGAGACAAGAAGUUGAACCGGCGAGCCCAUACCCGAAGACAAUCACAAGCAAAUGAGGUGCUUCUCGAGUCCAGUGCCUCUGGGCAGGCUGCAGAGUCACCCAACCCAAGGAAAAGGGGCCGAAAACCCAAGAAGCAGCUAAAAGAGCAGAAGGUUGCGGGUCAGCAUAAGGAGCUUGAUGAUGAUGAUCUUCCCAAGGAUCCUCACCGGCGCCGAGUGCUUGAACGUAAUCGCAUUGCGGCGAACAAGUGUCGUCUCCGCAAGCGUGAUGAAGCCUUAGCCCUCGCUUCUCGAGAAGAAACUAUGGAGGACCAAAACCGCUAUCUCAUGACGUGUUUCGACUCUCUAGCCGUCGAAAUUUACCACCUAAAGACCCAAUUACUGCGACAUACACAAUGCAAUUGCGUUCUCAUCCAGAACUACAUCGCGAAUGAGGCGCAAAAGUGUGUGGAUAGGCUAGUCGCUUGCUCUACUGCCUUUGAUACCUAUGGCAAUUUGCUAAGGCCCUGCGAUGGAAGCCCAAGUGAUGCUAGCACCGCCAAAGAGUUGAAUACGCAGAGUCUAAAUGGAGAAUCUAGCAUCUCGAAGGUUAUAGAUGUCAUGUUCGAUAUGAUGGGUUUAGGACCAUUUCAAACGGCUACUAUGCCGCCUGAUUCGAUGGCCCUUACCCAGCCAGUUCCACCAUUAUCCUUCACUGAAUAUGGACCAGGGUUAUUCGUCUACGAGGGACCGUGA
This is a messenger RNA of Fusarium redolens, 843 nucleotides long. RefSeq lists its product as uncharacterized. Gene Ontology annotation, molecular function: RNA polymerase II cis-regulatory region sequence-specific DNA binding; DNA-binding transcription factor activity, RNA polymerase II-specific. The record is from RefSeq and is a predicted model, not a curated record. Lineage: Eukaryota; Fungi; Ascomycota; Sordariomycetes; Hypocreales; Nectriaceae. The transcript is spliced from 2 exons. The coding region runs from base 1 to 843 and encodes 280 amino acids. Gene Ontology annotation, biological process: regulation of transcription by RNA polymerase II.